This is a messenger RNA of Acytostelium subglobosum LB1, 2094 nucleotides long. RefSeq lists its product as hypothetical. The coding region runs from base 1 to 2094 and encodes 697 amino acids. The transcript has a single exon. Lineage: Eukaryota; Evosea; Eumycetozoa; Acytosteliales; Acytosteliaceae. The record is from RefSeq and is a predicted model, not a curated record.
AUGCUCAUCUACAACAAGUACCAACGAUACUUUACCAACAGAAAUGCUCUUACAGCCGCGGUAAUUGCCGGCAACCUGUUCGCUGUUCAGACUCUGCUCCAUCAGACCGACCCGGUGGUCUGUGACCGUGAUGACAAGUUACUGGUCGAUGCCAUUUAUGGUGGGUCAUUCCCCGUGCUCAAAUAUCUCAUGGACUCGGGCCUGUUCAACAUUGAGGGCAUUUGGAAUGGCAAGGUGGUCCUUAACUCCUUCGCGACCGUCAAUAACUUUCCAGUAUUCGUUCGAGACAUGAUGGAUGCGGUCAAUGUUCCUCAAGAGCUCGUGGAUCAUGCCAAGUUACAUGCACCCAAAUAUAAUGCCAUAAAGUUGUUGACCUCGGGCGAUCAACAACUAAUCAAAGAGUUCCUGUAUAAGGAUGGCGUCAAACAAUUCAAAACACCAAUAUCCUCUGCAAUGAUGAUCGCCAAUGCACUGGCCACAUCCAUCCAGCAACUUGAACACUUUGAACGAUUGUUUGACAUCACCGACCCAGCCGCACAGAACAUUCAGGCACAGAAGCAACUCGAUGAUUCACAUGAAUCAGCUCGUUUGAUUUUAGCUAGUCAUGCUACACCUGAUCAACAUGACAACAAUAACAACAACAACAACAUUGUUAUUGACAAUGAUCAAUGCCUACGGAUUGCCAAGAUUCUCACAAUGCCAAUUGAAUGGAAGGACGAACACCUGGACUCAGUAUAUCGCGAGUACAUCAUCACUGGCGAUUGUAUGUUGAUCCCCCUACUCUUGGAUCAUCGUCGUGACAACUCUUGUGAGCGAGUGAUCAAUCGAAUCAUCAAGCAUGGCACAUUGACACAGGCCAUCGUGGCGAUGAAGUACAUGGACCGAUCGGGCUUGGACAACAGACAUUUUGGAGGAAUACUCCAUUCAUUCAUGAGUGCUGAUGAUAUGUCACGCAGUUUCGAGAUUGUCAAGUAUCUCGAUGGCGAGAAAGUCAUGUUCAAGUAUACAAAUGGCAGUUGCGUUAUUAUAAGAGCGUUCACUGGGACGACAGAGAUGCUAGAGUUCAUACUCGCGGCCAACAUAUUCAAGACCAACACCGGAGACAAGAGAGCCCGACUGGAUCUGUUGGAUGCAGAGCAUGUCAAACUGAUCCUCCCAACAUUGAGUGAUCGGAAUGGCCCUCAUCGAUUAUCAAACCAACUGCGUAUCGCCACCUUCCACGCGCGAAUGGACACACUCAAUCUAUUAUUGGACCAUGUUAAUGCUUUAAAGAAUGGAGAUCAGACUAUUGUUUACACCAUGCCACACACAUACGCAUUCAACAAGGCUGGACCACAUGGACUGCAUCGUGAGGUUAUCAAGUUGUUGGUGGAGAAGGCCGGUCUCACGCCACUCCAAGAUAUAUUUCACCUGAUUGGCAAGCUGGGCGACACCGAGCUGCUGGACUAUGGGCUCACACACUUCUUUGGCAAGCAACUCAAUGCCAACAAACUCCCGACAAUGAUAGGUAAACAAUUGAAUGCCACAAUCCAUGCAGCGAUCAAACUUCACAAUAUGGAUUAUGUCAUACAUGUAUUCACUCAUCACAAGGACAAGAUGUUGGAGAAGAAUGCCACGAGCAAGACACACCACAUAUUGGCCGUCAGCUGUUCCAACUUGGAGAUGUUGGAGUGUCUGUUGCGUGUCGACCCUAUCGAGCGACUGGGCCAGGCCGACGAGUUGUUUGGAGCAGCAAUCAGCCACGGCCACAUUGAGGUGCUGGACUGGCUAAUCGAGCAUCUCGAAGAGUACAGGGCACAAUUCUUGGCGUCACCAAUCAUUAUCAAACCAUUGAUUGAAUCACAUCUCAUUGCAAUGUUACAACAUCUAUUGGACAUUGGUGCCAAGUUUGACCUGAGGAAUAUACACAAUCUAAGGUCAUACAAGAGUAAUCAAAGGGCUCAAUCAAUUGUACAACAGUUCAAGGCGAAAACCGUGGUGGAGCCAAAGUCAAAGGGAACCCUCUCGCUAAAGCGUGACAGUAGCAGUACCGAUAACACAUCAACAGCAUCACAGCAGCAGCAGCAGCCAAACAAGAGAGGCAGGAAGAAAUAA